AUGGAGAAAAUCACGCAGCAUGCAAUCGUGGGUGGCAAGACCAAGCAACGUGAAGACUUCCCUCCACAGAACUGGCUAUUCCCAAGCACGCGCAGCUGUAGUCUCUUCAGAUAUGCCACAGGUGGAUCGCCACCAAGCCUCCCCAUACGGUGGCGGAUUAUCAACCUCGGGUUUGAGCGUAAGGCUACUUUUGGCAUGACUCAGUGCAACACCAGAGAUCAGAUUGUUAAACGCCACUAUUCAAACCUUCCGUGA
Molecule: messenger RNA, 255 nt
Organism: Penicillium angulare
Lineage: Eukaryota; Fungi; Ascomycota; Eurotiomycetes; Eurotiales; Aspergillaceae
Exons: 2
Coding region: 1-255 (84 amino acids)
Source: RefSeq, a predicted model, not a curated record